UGAAAACAAUAAACAACCCUGAAACGGGAGAUAUGCGAAUGGACCUGUCGCAGAGUUUCGACAGUAAUAACGCUUGAAGAUGAUCUGAAAUAACCAGAGACAACACGUAUAAAUCCUGUUAAACAUUGUUGGCUUCUUAUUGAUCCUGACACAAAGGAUUUCCGAGUUUUCGUGUUAGGAAAGGAAGACAGACGGUUUGCCCCUUAGCCCCCUCUAGCUAGAUAGGUAGCCCUGUAGCUCGUUCUUCGUUAGUACACUUUGUUUUGUUUGUUAUGCAGUGUCCAGAGGACUGUUAUCGCUCUCGUUUUCCUCCAUCACCUCUUCGCUCCCUCACCCUGAACUCGCUGACCCUAUGUCUCGCUGGCUGUUCCCCUGGUCAGGCUCAAUCAAGAAGCGGGCCUGUCGGUAUCUCUUACAGCAUUACCUCGGUCACUUCUUGCAAGAACGACUGAGUUUGGAACAGCUGAGUUUGGACUUAUACAAUGGCAGUGGUGUCAUCAAAGAAAUCAACAUCGAUGUUUGGGCGGUGAACGACUUCUUAGAGUCCCUCGGUGCUCCACUUGAGAUUGUAGAGGGGUUUGUUAGCAGCAUUGAGGUGACAAUUCCCUGGUCAGCUCUUGUCACCGACCACUGCACCCUUGUCAUCUCAGGCCUUCAGAUAACAUGCAGACCCAAGUACAGGACCAGUGGGUGUUCAGACUCCCAGGGCUGGUCGUCAUGUAUGACCUCCAGCAUGCAGCUGGCCCAGGAGUGCCUGAAGGACCCUCCUGAGGCGUCGGAGGAUCCGCCCGCUCCGCUGGAGGGCCUGGAGAUGUUUGCACAGACUAUUGAGACGGUCCUGCGCCGGAUAAAAGUCACCUUGCUGGACACCAUCGUCCGAAUGGAGCACCAGCCGCUGGACAUGGAGACGGGCAUUGCCUUAGAGGUGCACAUCAAACGGCUGGAGUACUGUGACGAGGCGGUGAGGGACCCCAGCCAGACGGUGCCUGUAGACAUCCACCAGCCGCCUGCCUUCCUGCAAAAGAUCCUACAGCUUAGUGCGGUUCAACUUCUGUACGAAACCAUAGGGGGGUCCCAGGCUCCUUUAAGAGCGGACCUUCCCGGCUCGGCCUCAGCCAGUGAGGACGGUGAUGACGACGACAGCGAUGGUGGUGGUGGUGGUGAUGAUGAUGACCCUCCAACCCCCACCCCAACUCCACCAGCCACCCAGCGGCCCCUCCUCAUUGGCAGCUGCUCCGGCUUCAUGGAGACCACUGUCAAGAUCAAACAGAAUGACAUGCUGCCCGGACCCAAGUUGGAGCUGGAUGGGAAAGUUGGUUGCCUCCACUUGCUGCUGUCUCCAGAUCAGAUCACUCACCUGACAGACCUUCUAUCUGCUCUGUGUGUUGACACAGAGCCAGAGGCCAGUGGUGUGGGGGUACACAGCCGACCCCUGGACUCUGAUGACCUGCGUUUGAUAGAGGACGACCUGAGCAAACUGCUGAGCGCCAGCCCAGGGGAACUGGAGCAGGACUGUGACCCGGAGGACGACAUGGAUCCCUACUUCAGCGGCCUAGAGAACGGAGAGAUGUUUUUCUCCAUGGGUCCCGGUAUGUCCAGCAGUGUGACAUCGGCACGCUCCGGCAGCUCUCUCUCUGACAGCAUGGAGUCGUCGACCCACAGCCAGGCCAGCUAUGCCCAGGGCCUACCCCAGGGCCCCCGGCGUUACCCGGCCCCCGCAUCACUGUCCAGCCUGCCCCAAUGUAGCAGAGCACGAGGGCGAAGUAGGCAGCCGGAGCCCCUGAAGACAGAGGGGUUGCUCCGACUCUCGCUUGGCGGGCUUACCCUAACCCUACUAGAGGAGGACCCGGCCGCUGGGCCGGACGGAGAGUCCUCACUGGCAAAAGUGUCUCGGGUGUUCUUCCAGGAGCUGGCCUUCUUCAAAGACGGCAUGUUCAGCGAUCGAGACUUCCAUCACCUCCGAGACAGUUUUUCGAAAGCUUGCCCACACUCACACAUCCGGAUGACCGGGGCGGCGGUUCAGGUGGCGUGCGAGAUGAAGAGGGCAGGGCGCCAUGUCCGGGCCGUGACCUCGGACCUAUCCUUCAGCAGGCUGGAGCUGUUGGAGUGCCUCUGGGAGCCGAACCAACCCCAAUACACUGAGCUGCUGCGGUUCCAUCGUGCUGGUGUGUUCACGGUGGGGUCUACAGCCCGGCCCUGUGCCCAGAUCCUGUCCAGCCUGACCGAGAGACACCUGGGUAAAGGGAAGCAGCGCCUGGUGCGUAGAGACCGCGCGGUCCGGGUUGAGCUGGAGGAGCUGACUGCUGAGUUGGACCUGGAUGUAAUGACUCGGCUGGAGCCUCUGAUCAGAGCCUGCAGUCCCUCAAAGACCGGAGAACCCCCUAACCCACAGAGCCAGAGCAGUGAGCUGCGCUCUGCAUUCUCCGUCCUCUCGCCCCACGCCAUCCUCAAGCUCCGUUUCCCCAUCCCUGACCUCCGGCCGCCCCCCAUCCGCCGCCCGCCUUCCCAGAAGGCUGUGCGGCAGGAGACCCUGGUGCUGGAGCUGUGUGACCUGGACAUCCACUCCAAGGAGGGCCCUGACCUCCAGCCAGACCCCCCCGUUCCCCCCGCUGUCUCCCUCACACAGCUACUUGAGGCCAGCUUCAGUGACCUGCACGGAACCUAUGAGGGCUGGGAGGGGGGCUCCUUCCCCUGUAUCAGAGUCAAGAAGAGCCACGACUCCAUGGCCAAGGUGUCAGUGCGUGUGAGUGGUGGCGAGGGUUUGGGCUCAGCUCUAGGUGGUGUGGGGAUGGGUCUGAUGAGGGACCUGGGAGCCAUGUCGUUUGAGAACCCCUGUGAACUCAGAGAGAAGACCAGUUCGCCUUUCUCCUCGAACCGCACCAUGUUCGAGACUGAGGAGAUGGUGAUCCCAGCAGACCCAGAAGAGAUGCAACAGUUUCACUCUCAGUGUGUGUCUCAGUGUCAGUAUGUAGUGGAUGUCUCUCUGCCCCUGGCUUACAUCUUCCUACCCAGCAAACAGGCCUUCCAGAGCAUCUACAACAGGAUCAAUAAUGACCUGUUGAUGUGGGAGGCCCCUCCCCCCUCUGAUCAUAACAACGGCAAGAGCUCCCAAAACCAGCACCAAAACCAUGACAACUUCCAGCUCUGCAAGUCGGCCUUCAGACUGGACUCUGACUCUGAGGAGGAGGACACCCACUUCUACUCGGCCAGCGAAUCUGCACGUCGCCUGCAGUCGGAGCCCCGCCCUGACCACAACCUCAGCUUGCUUUCCCUGACCGUUCUUAUAGGCAGGGGCCGCCUCCAAGCCUUGACAGACAGCAAGGGAGAGACAGGAAGCCAGUUGGACCAGUGUCAUGGUGAACUGCUGUUGGACCUAGAGGGGGGGAAGAUGUUCACCGUUGCACAGCAUCAGAACAACCCCUGUCUCAGUUUCCUGUGCCUGGAGAGCAGGAGGGUGGAGCUCUACCACAAAGCUGUAAUCAAAGACUCCCCCAUUCCAGGACGGUUGGAAAUGCCCAGCUUCACUCCCCCAGGUCAUCUGGACCCUACCAUUUACCCAACAGAGGUGGGGGUGAGAAGUGUGAAUGACAGGGAAAUGGACGUCCAAAUGCUGUCCACGGCCAUUAAAAUCACCCUGGACCCUCAAAGGAACGUCAAGGAGUUCCUGGUUGCCCUUGGACUCCAGGGCGCUACCAUGCGACAUCACAUGGCACAGACCAAUCACAGCUGGCACGAACAGCUUGUUGAUUUUCUGGAUGUAAUCGAUGACCCCAUCCUGGGUUACACAUCUCCUGCAGUAAUCACCGUCCUACACACACACCUAGCCACCUGUGCUGUGGACUACAGGCCCCUCUAUCUUCCAUUGAGAGUGUUGUUCACAGCAGAAUCCUUCUCUCUGUCCAGUAACAUCAUUGUGGACACUGCUACAUUUCACCUCAGGUUUAUCCUGGAUGAUUCUGCCCUGUACCUUACUGAUAAAUGUGAGAGUGACAUAGUCGACCUAAAACGAGACUAUGUGUGUGUUCUGGACAUUGAUCUGCUGGAGCUGGCCAUCACCACUUGGAAAGGGAGCGAUACGGGGAAGCUGUCCCAGCCGCUGUUUGAGCUGCGUUGUUCCAACAACGUGGUCCACCUCCACACCUGCGCCGACUCCUGCGCCGCCCUGGUCAACAUGCUGCAGUACCUGGUCUCCCAGGGAGACCUGCACCCACCCCCCCGACACGUAUCACCCACUGAGAUUGCAGGACAGAAGCUUCCGUUGUCGGAAAGCCCUGCUUCCUUGCCACCGUGUCCUCCAGCUGAGACGGCUGAGAUCAACCAGUGUGAUCUCCUUGAUGCUUUGAUUGACACAGAGAGGAGCCAUCGAGAUGAGGAUGUGGAUUCAGGAUCUCCCACAGUUCCACGGGGCUCACCUGUCUCUGUGUAUCUGUUUCCUGGGGAGGCACCUAAGCCCCGCCCACAAGUCAUUGAGGAGGAGGAGUCUGCACUUGACGGGCAGGUGGCGACAGGCACUGAGGUGCAGGCAGACAUGAUGUCAGAGGAGGGCUCCGAGGCUUCAGAGGACAAUGAUGAUUUCUGUAUCCUAGAGGCUCCUGGGAUGGGUAUACCGCCCAGAGAUGGUGAGCCCCUGGUCAAAGUGCUAACAGAGGGGCCUAUCAGGAUGAGAGAGGGACACUUCUCCCGGCCCCGGGGCAGCUCGGACCUGUUGCGGGCCCCCAGCCGGUUCCCUGUGCCGCAGAGCAGGGUGGUGCUGAGAGAGGUGUCAGUCGUCUGGCAUCUGUAUGGGGGCCGAGACUUUGGGGGCAAAGCCUUGUCUUCACACACACAGCAUGGAAACCGGGGGCGCUCUGCCUCCUCAGGGACGCGUGGGUCUCCAUCUCGCUCUGCUGCUCCCUCCCGGCCUCAGAACUCGUGGCGCUGGGCUGGCGGGAGCGGCCGUCAACACACCUUGCUUAUGGAGAUUCAGCUCACCAAGGUGAGCUUCCAGCAUGAGUCGUACCCAGUUGUGGUGUCAGCGACCGGGCCAGGUCAGGAGAUGGAGGGACCUGGUGUUGGGGUGGGGGCAUUGGGAGAGCAACCUCUGUCUCGCCAGGUGUUUAUUGUUCAGGAGCUGGAGGUCCGCGAUCGCCUGGCCUCGUCCCAGCUCAACAAGUUCCUCUACCUGUACACCAGUGAGAGCAUGCCCCGCAGAGCGCACUCCAACAUGCUGACAGUGAAGGCCCUGCAGGUGUGUCCAGACUCUGGUCUGGGUGGUCCAGAGUGUUGUUUAAGAGUCAGCCUACUGCCCCUUCGGCUCAACAUCGACCAGGAUGCUCUGUUCUUCCUGAAGGACUUCUUCAGUAGUCUGGCUGCUGGAGUGAACCCCUACCUACCUGUAGACCCUGCAGCAGAGGUGAAGCCAGACCCGACCCAGAGACCUGCUGAGGAUCCGUCCGGUGGCCCAGAGGCCACUGCUGGUCUGGGUCCUGACCUCACCGCCUCCAUAGAAACCACCUAUAGUGAACAGAGCUCCUCGUCAGCUGGCUCCACCUCUUCCACUGAUCAGCCAAUCUACUUCCGGGAGUUCCGUUUCACCUCUGAAGUGCCCAUCUGGCUGGACUAUCAGGGCAAACAUGUUGUUAUUGAGCAGGGGACAUUUGCAGGGAUUCUGAUUGGCCUGGCCCAGCUUAACUGCUCUGAGUUGAAGCUUAAGAGACUCUGCUGCCGACAUGGACUUCUUGGCGUAGAUAAGGUGAUUCAGUAUGCUGUCACUGAGUGGCUGACAGACAUCAGGAAGAACCAGCUCCCGGGCAUUUUGGGAGGUGUGGGCCCCAUGCACUCUGUUGUUCAGCUCUUCCAUGGAGUCAGGGACUUGUUCUGGAUGCCCAUAGAGCAGUACAGGCGUGACGGACGCAUUAUCCGAGGUCUCCAGCGGGGGGCAGCAUCCUUCGGCACAUCCACUGCCUCUGCUGCGCUGGAGCUCAGCAACAGACUCGUGCAGGCAAUACAGGCCACAGCGGAGACGGUGUACGACAUCCUGUCCCCAACACCCCCCCUCAACCGCUACAUCACCGAAGGACGAGCGCCCUCCAACCGACCCCGCCACGUCCACCAGCCUGCUGACCUCAGAGAGGGCGUGGCUAAGGCCUAUGACACCGUCAGGGAGGGCGUGAUGGACACCGCCCAGACCCUGUGUGAUGUGGCAAGUCGCGGGCACGAGCAGAAGGGUCUGCCUGGUGCUGUGGGAGGUGUCCUGCGGCAGAUCCCGCCCACCGUGGUCCGUCCCCUAAUAGUGGCCUCCGAGGCAACGUCCAACCUCCUGGGGGGCAUGCGGAACCAGAUAAAGCCAGACGCACGGAAGGAGGACUUCUUAAAAUGGCGCUCUGAGGAAAGCCAAGAGUGAUAACUCUGGGGCUGGGAGUGCGGGCGGGCGGGAGGUCAAGCUAUGCGGGGGGGAAACUGCUAACAAAUGAAGGGAGUGAAUGGGAGGAUGUGUGAAAGAGUGGCUGAGUUUUAAUUCAUGCAAAAAACAAACGACUAACUACUGCAGAGGGAUUGACACCCAGUAUUUUAUGUGGCUCCAGAUGGAUUUGAUUUUAAAUUUUAUCCAGUCAAAUAGUGCUCAGGUCAGUCCUCCCUGUAGUAUGUACCCCAUGCAGAUACCCUCCACCCCAUGUUAGUAUCCAACAUAUCAUUGGCUUUCUGUUGACAUGACGUUUAGCUGUCAACCCUAAUGGAGGGCAGACCGGGCUCUACUAGUGGUUAGUCAGAUGGAUCAUUUUGAUGACUGGUUUUCUCAAUCCUCUGUUGAUCAUACUUUAUGGGCCGGUUUCCCAAACGCAGAUUGAGGCCUGGAUGCAAUCAAAAACCAUGUUAAAGGACUUGCGGUUUUUAAAGGCAAUGUUCUCUCAUUAGCCAGGAUCCCUUUCAUUCUAGGCUUGAUUGGAAGAUUGCCUUUAAAUGCGACAUUGGUUAUAACCCACUAACACAUUGAUUCCAAGCCUAAGCCUACUGCUGGACUGACAGGCAAUGUCAGAGCCUUUUCAGUCCUGAUAUGCAAUUGAGCAUGCACACACAGUAGGCUUUUUCUGAGUUUAGGGAAUCGGUCUGUUAAAUCUAAAUGCACAACAACUAGAUAGUUACAUCGUUUAUCCUGUAUGCCUAAGAGAGAUGGCUGGUGGAGGCUGCAGAGAUUCAGUUCAUAUAAUGUAGUGGCCUUUGCUGAGAUCCUUGUUAAGGAUCCUCAAAAUGAAACUCUGUGAUGGUCCAUUCUGGUUUGCACACCCCCACACCGCAGUGUUUUGUUUCUGUUGUGCCAUAAGCUUUUUCAAUGUUGGGGCUCCUUGGCCCUGGACGAUCACUCUGGCUCUGAAACAAUGUGUGUAGUUGUAUCGCCUUCCUGAAACCUCUACUCUCUACGCCUAUAUGGUCAUUGUAACCAGCGGACACAAUGAUCUGAGAUUAGAUGUACUGGCUAACUAAAUAUAUUCAUGGGAGAAUGUCUGAUGAACUGAAAAUAAAUGGUUGCUUUCCUUUU
Esox lucius (northern pike) is the source of this 7516-nucleotide messenger RNA. RefSeq names its product autophagy related 2A (gene atg2a). Gene Ontology annotation, molecular function: phosphatidylinositol-3-phosphate binding. Lineage: Eukaryota; Metazoa; Chordata; Actinopteri; Esociformes; Esocidae. The transcript is spliced from 39 exons. Gene Ontology annotation, biological process: autophagy of mitochondrion; autophagosome assembly; piecemeal microautophagy of the nucleus. The record is from RefSeq and is a predicted model, not a curated record. The coding region runs from base 353 to 6382 and encodes 2009 amino acids. Gene Ontology annotation, cellular component: extrinsic component of membrane; phagophore assembly site.